CGCAGACUCCGUUGUGUACGGAGCGCACGUGCGUCAGUGAUUUCCGUGUGAUGCGUUUGCGCUUUGGUGCAGUGAUUGUUGACUAUUGGAUUAUUGUCUAUCGAUAUUUAUGGGUUUUCAGCACUACUUGUCAUAUAGCCCAACAGUGAAUAGCUAGUGAAUAUCCAAACCAAGUUAAUAUCUGAACCAAGUGAAUAUCCGAACCAAGGAAAUCCAAACCACGUGAAUAUUCUAUCAGAACCAAGUGAAUAUCCUGACCAAGUGAACAUUAAAUCAAGUGAAUAUCCGGAUGACGAAGUGACGUGUGUGCCAGUGACAGUGUUCACCAGAUCCGGAAUGUUCCAGCUGAGGGGAAGUGAUUGUCACGUGUCACCGAAUCAGCUGAUUCCAUGACUAUACUGUUUGCUGAUAUGAAGUUCACCUCUAGCAGCCGAAGGGAGUCUUACUCUCUUGCAAGGAGAAGGAGACAAGGCACGGAGGGCCAGCUAUAUAGAACACCCGCCACCCAACCCGACACUGGCCAGUCGGAUAAGUUCAAGAACACCGGUCAAGACCAUCUGUUCGAGCUGCUAGAGCGAGUACAGAGCAGUCGACUGGACGACCAAAGAUGCGUACUUCCGGCGUACUUCAACCAGGGUGUACGGCAGGAGUCAUGUCCCCCCGCCACGUCGGCCUCGCAGGACUUGCUGGAGGACGCGCUGCGAGGCUCGGCCCCCUACCCCAUGGUGUUGCUGCCCCCCGGUGGAGGCUACUGGGUGGACGGCCACGAACACACCCCCAUCCCUACCACACCCACCCCUCACGCCUGGAGGACCAAGUUCGAGAUGGACGACACGGCCCGGUGUUACCGCAGGAACUUCCUUGGCAAGGAACACCUGAACUUUGUCGGGUCUGAUGAGAACCUCGGGCCGUUGCUGUUGUCCGUCAAAAAUGAGACGAUCGCGUCCCAGGAACACACGAGGCUGCUGCUCAGGCUACAGAGUGGGACUAUGCAUGAACUCAUGCCGUCCUCAGUGGCCACCACGGCUCCUCAUAACAUGGUCAAGCUGUUGAACGAGCAACUGACAGUCUCAAGCCUGCAGCCCAUUUUGUGUCCCCGAGCCUCCGAGCUCAUCGCAGACUACGACGAACAUGUUCUCGUGUCCAACUUCAAGUUUGGAGUCCUUUACCAACGCUUCGGCCAGACCAGUGAAGAGCAGCUCUUCUCAAAUAAACACGCAAGUCCUGCGUUCGAGGAGUUUCUUAAUCUCCUAGGACAGAGGAUACAGCUCAAAGAUCACAAAGGUUACCGUGGAGGCUUAGACACACAGUAUGGCCAGACGGGAGAUGAAGCCAUCUACCAAAACUUCAAAGGCAGGCAGAUCAUCUUCCAUGUGUCCACCAUGUUGCCGUACACAGACAAUGACCCCCAGCAGUUGCAAAGGAAAAGGCAUAUUGGCAACGACAUAGUGGCCAUUGUGUUUCAAGAGGCCAAUACUCCGUUCUCCCCUGAUAUGAUAGCCUCACACUUCCUCCACGCAUACAUCGUAGUACAAGUCCUAGAACCAAAUAGCCCCAAUACCAGGUACAAAGUGAGUGUGACGGCUCGAGACGAUGUUCCUUUCUUUGGUCCCACGUUACCCAGCCCGGCCGUGUUCCGCAAGGGCGCUGAGUUCCAAGAGUUUCUUCUUACUAAACUUAUCAAUGCAGAGAAUGCCUGCUACAAAGCGCACAAGUUCGCCAAGCUGGAGCUGCGAACAAGAUCGUCGUUGCUCAUGACGUUGUGUGAAGACCUCAAGGAGAAGACGAGAGAGUUUCUGGGCUCAGAGGGAACUGAACCUCCGGACACGCCCAAGUCCGAGGGUCCGGGAACGAGGUUUAUUGACACUGUUCGGAAAGCUCUCAUUGCACGAGUACGCAAUCCCAACAUGGCCACUGAGAACAACAACAACAACAACGCCAAGAAGACACCCGUCGGCAGCGUGCCCGACACACCUACUCCUGUGAGCGGAAGAUCGUUAUCGAAAGGAAGCAGCGGAGGAAAGAAAAGUUCGCCCUCCUCCCCCGUCUCCAGUCCAGAUAUACAUUCACACAGAACUUUAAGGGUUUCAGAAAGCGACUCAUCCUCACUUAACAGUGUGGAACUAGAUGCUGCGGUGUACGCAGACAGUGACACUGGGUUGGAGAGUAUGUCGUCUGCCGAGACUCCCAACAAGGUGUGCUCGCUGUGUCUGGAGAGUGGGGAAGGCAAAGCCGCCGACUCACUGCGCCAAGAAGUCACACGGCUCAAGUGCGACAAGCUAGACUUACUACGUCAGAAUGUGGCUGGCCAGAGAGAAGUUAAGCGGCUAAGAGAAAAGGAACUUGCUCUUCAGUCCGAGUUGGCAAAUGCUUCAAAAGAGAUUUUGAGGCUACGAGAACUACUUAAAGAUUACACAACAGCUAGUAGUGAAGGAUCAGCUGUGUGAAACCAUAUUGUUGGAAUCAGCUAUAACAUCUGUUUGAAACUUACCAUCUCCGAUUAUUUAUGGCUAAAAGAACAAAACACUCUUGUUCUGGAUUAGACAGUCGUUAAAUUAUUACGGCCUUUGAAACGAAUCGAAAGGGCAAAUAAGUGUAUGAACUGGAAUAAUUAAUUAUGAAAAAUUAAGGGAUAAAUGUUUCUUACUCUAAGAAAAUAACUGGAUUGCUCUUUUCCCAGGCUUUUAGUUUUACUUCCCAACCCUAUCUUUUGGAAAAGAGUAUUUUUGUAGAGAUUUUGUAUUGUGGUGCCUGAUUUUUAAAUCCAUUUCAAACUAUUUUUUUAUCCAUUUCAAACUAUUUUUUUAUUUUUUUCUGUUUUACUGAUGAUUUGAGCAAUCCUCUUAUUUCUUUUUUUAUUGAUCAAUAUGGCUCUUUGUUUUCAAUGUUUAGCAUGAUAUAAAUGUCACAAUUUUAAAUUAAUCUAUGAACUUCUAAGCUGUAAAAUUUCAGGAAAUACUUUAUUAACAGUACUUGUUAAAUUUGUAUUUGAUUACAAAACCUACACAGUAUUGAAACUAAGAAACUACUGUAUUUAUUUUGCAUUUAUAGUAUAUAUUACCUGGCUAUGCAAUACUUUCUCUGACAAACCGAAUCACAAUACAAUUUGUCUUUAUAAAAACGUUUUUGUUUCGUGAUUCACAAUUUUUUGAGUUGUAUUAAAAUGUUAACACUUUGGUAAAGUAUUACUGUAUACUACCAACUAACUAAAAGAUUGAAUAUGUCAAUUGCUUACUCAGUACUAUUGUCUGUAACACCAAUUCGUGUACGCAGAGUAUUAUGAUGUAUUGGUUAUCGUCAAUGUUUUGGUGUUCGGUGUUACAUUGUAUGUAAAGGUAGUUUCACCUCUUUUAGAUUCUAUCAAUUGCAUCACAUCUAAGGAAACCUUUUCAUAGAGAAGUAACCUCACAGCAACAAAUUCGGAAAUAUGUGCGGGUUUGGGAAAGAAAAGCUAGUUACUAACUAAUUGUUAAUAUUAUCCUGUUUCUUGAUUAGUGAUCUGAUUUAAAACAAACUUUUGGUUUCAACUAGCUUUUUUAUGCAAUGUGAAACAAAAAAAUGUACGUCAAACAUCAUUCAGGAAAGCAAUGUUGAAUUGGACCAUCUGUUUGUGAUGGUACUUAAAUAUUUUGCACUUUUUAUAAAUGUGUUAUAGAAAAUUUGGUUGUAAAACAUAUUAUUUUUACUAUAAUUUUGAGUUAUUAUUCAAGAAUCAAACUUGACUUAAAAACCACUUUUCAAGCUCAAAAGUGAUUACUGUUUUGCUUUUAUGUAUGUACUUGUAUAAUGCUGUUGUUUUAACAUGUUAAAAAUAAUAUUAUAUAUAAUAGUUAAAAACAUAAAAUGAUAUAGAAUAUUUUUAUUAUAUAUUUAUAAAGUUAUCAAAAUUUUCCUUUCCGAACAGACUUGACAUAGCUUUAUCUUUACAUUGAAAGUCUUGUAGCAGGAUAUAAUCAAUUCCAUAUUUCACAAUAAAUACCUAUUACUUUUACUUAAAUAAAAAACCUAUAAAAUCUCUAAGGUUGUACAUUCCAAUUGUUUGCAUGUUUUUUCUUCUUUUUGUUUUGUGUGAAUUUGUACAGUUUUUGUUUAUUAAUUAACAUGUUUGGUGAGUUAUUUUUGUGGGUUGUGUAUAAAGUUGUAAGAUAGUGGAGUACAGACAAUCUCAGAAUCACCGUGUAUAUUAUAAGCACAUACCAAAGCUAACAUUCCAGACUUCUGGAACUUAUUAUUUAUUGAGCUUUCUCUAAUGUACAUAACUACUCCUAAGAUUUAUAUAUUUUUAGACGUUAAAUUGUGAGUGAUACAAACAGGUCUAGAGAUAGUUACGAGAUGUUGAAAUGAAUCUAUUUUCUCAGAAGUUAAUCAUUAGUUAGUCUAGUUAGUGUUGAAACUAUUUAUUCAUUGUUGUUUUACGUCACCAAUGCAGUAUUGUUUGUAUUAGAGUUUGAAGCCUGAACGUAAUUAUGUUUUUGUAUUGGCAAAGAUAUGUUUCCCCAACAUCACCUUGUUAUGCUAAGCUAGUGAUGUUCUGAAAGAUAAAAAAAAAUAUUCUUGAUGAACUAAAAAUAACUAUAAAUCGCCAAGAUUAUUAAUAUUUAGUCACAAAGGUUUACUAUUUUUUUUUUUUUUCGAAUCUUGUCAAAAAUUAAGACGGCCCAAAAAUAAUUUAUUACAGUAAGGAAAAAAUUGUUCUUUUUUUAAAUUAGGCAUAAGGUGAUAUGUUGAAAGAAAUAAAUUAUUGAAUUUUUACAAGUAAUCAGAUUUGUUUGCCUUUUUUGUAUCAUAAUUCAAUUCAUGUUACUUGAUGACAUCACUAGUAUUACCUCCUAAUUUUUCUACAUCACACAAGUUUAUAAAUUGUAUUUUUACCCUUGUACAAUGUACAUCUGAGCAGGUGCUAGAAACAUUUAUUGUAAACUGUUUCUCUCGUUAGUGCAAUCGCAACCACUAUAAACUGACUAGAUUAGUUGGCACAUUGUAUUGUACAUACAAAUAAAUUACAGUGU
Molecule: messenger RNA, 5009 nt
Organism: Macrosteles quadrilineatus (aster leafhopper)
Lineage: Eukaryota; Metazoa; Arthropoda; Insecta; Hemiptera; Cicadellidae
Gene: RapGAP1
Product: rap1 GTPase-activating protein 1
Exons: 14
Coding region: 390-2447 (685 amino acids)
Biological process (GO): activation of GTPase activity; regulation of small GTPase mediated signal transduction
Cellular component (GO): cytoplasm
Molecular function (GO): GTPase activator activity; protein binding
Source: RefSeq, a predicted model, not a curated record